This is a messenger RNA of Chanos chanos (milkfish), 7185 nucleotides long. It is a transcript of the gene ptprq, whose product is annotated as protein tyrosine phosphatase receptor type Q. Bases 1 to 7185 code for a protein of 2394 amino acids. NCBI's taxonomy places the organism in Eukaryota, Metazoa, Chordata, Actinopteri, Gonorynchiformes, Chanidae. Gene Ontology annotation, biological process: peptidyl-tyrosine dephosphorylation involved in inactivation of protein kinase activity. Gene Ontology annotation, cellular component: signaling receptor complex. Gene Ontology annotation, molecular function: protein binding; protein tyrosine phosphatase activity. The record is from RefSeq and is a predicted model, not a curated record. The transcript is spliced from 45 exons.
AUGUCUCCCUGCCUCACUCUGCUCCUCACUAUGUCUCUAGGCCUCUGCUCCGCACAGGGGACAACACACUCAAUGGCUGUCACUGCUGUGGCCUCCUCAGGCCUCAGUUCUCCAGCAGUAAGCCGUAUGGUCACCACCAAUGAAUCAGUCCCUGCUGCUCCAUCUAAGCCGGAUGGAGAGAGGGUGGGGUCGAACGGGAUCCUCCUCUCCUGGCGGAUGCCUCCACCCGCUGACCCAACCAUCCACUCAUUUGUCAUCAGAUACAAAGAGAUGUGUCCUCACCCUGAUUCCGCCUUCACUGAAAUAACCAAGAGCCUGGACAUACCAGAGACCUUACUGAACACACUGUCACCUGGAGCUACAUACAACAUCAAGGUUGCAGCAGUGAACAAAGCUGGUGUUGGACCCUUUAGUAAAUCUCUGUUUAUUAAGACUGCUGAAGCGCCCCCUGGUUUGGUGACCAAUCUUACAGCGUUUGCUCAGAAUCACUCGUCAGUGCUGGUCACAUGGUUCCUGCCGGUGCGCAUUAACGGACUCAUUACGAAAUUUGCUGUGAAGGCCAAACAUGCACGAACUGGUCAGACAGUGAGAACCCUGGAAGUCAAUGCUGAGGACAUCAUGAAUGGAGCUCUACCUCACUGUAACGAUGCUGCAGACAUCCUAUCUCGAGGAACACCCAGUCCGUCUGAGUCAUCUCUACCGACGUCUUCAGCGUUACCCCCAGUUACGCUGUCAGCCAUUCCCCCUGCCUCCACCUGGACUGUACCAAUCAGUGUGGGAAUGGACAGGCUCCGCCCCUACACCGCCUACGUGUUUGAGGUGUCAGCUUUUACUAGUGAUGGAGAAGGACAGAUUGCCAGCACCAUGGUCCGCAUGCCAGAGGCUGCGCCUGAGGAUCCUCCUCAGAAUCUGACUGUGUGGAACAUCACGUCCAAAUCUGUCUCACUGUCCUGGGAACCACCCAGCAUCAUCACAGGCCGCUUCACAUAUGUUAUACAGCUCUACGGUCCCACAGGGUUGAUCUCUGAGAACAGUACGAGCGAACAGCGGUUUGUGUACACUGGGCUGACCCCUUACACACACUACACACUUACUGUGAUGGCAAAGUCAGCUGGGGCUACUGGACCAGUGGCAGAAACCAGCAUCUUAACACCAGCUGAAGCCCCUAGUGCUGUGACUGACCUGAGAGCAGUGGCUGUGGACUCUAUGUCUGUGCGUUUGUCCUGGAGGAAGCCAGGCCAACCCAAUGGACUCAUCACACAGUACCGCAUAGUGGUACUGCACAGACACACACAGGUCCAGGAGAUUACGCUCAGAGGUCUGGAACAGGGUAGUAAUGAUAUCUCUGACGCGGGCGGUAUGUUAUUUACUGAUUACCAUGACAACCGCUCACGCACACCACAUCGCAGCUCCAGGUCCGCUGACACACCCGCUUUUCCCAGCCUGUCUCCGGCCACACACGCGCAUCAAACCAGUAGAGCCCGCACUGACCACUCCCGGAUGGACAAUCUCCCCUCCUCACCCUCCAGGUCUGGUGUGACCUCUGUGCUCUACCUGACCCAGCGUGACCUCUCUGGCCUCGCUGUCACACCAGGCAUCAGCACGGACAGCACAGCCGUGACAUCAGUGACGGCCGUGAGUGACCUUUCACCUUCCACCCUUGGCCCUUCCAGCUCUGUGCUCCCGCUCAGCCUCGGCCCCAUUGCGGUCCGCCCCUCCACGAGGGCGGCGGACCACGCCCUCUCCACAGUCACUGUCGGCAUAGAGAUUCUUCCGCCCAAUGAGGAAGUGGUGGACCUGUCGUCCGAUCCUAUCUCAUACGUGGUGAGGAGACUGAGUCCUUUCACUGAAUAUAACUUCAGUGUGUCUGCAUACACGCUCAUGGGAGAAGGACCCGCUACACAAAUCACAGAGAAGACUAAAGAACAGGUGCCCAGCUCUGUUCAGGGUGUGUCCUACCAAAACAUAAGCUCCACCUCCAUUUUGGUGAGCUGGGAUCCGCCCCUUAAUCCCAAUGGGAAGAUCACACAUUACACGGUCUACAUUCUUAAUCUCCAUGACAACACGGCAACCCAGCAAAUUACCAACAACACCGACAUACUCCUCACAGGACUGGAUAAAUAUACCACAUACAAGAUACGUGUAGCAGCAUCAACCGCAGUGGGAGAGAGUCCUCUCUCAGAGGAGGAUGAUAUCUAUGCAGUGACACCUGAGGAUGUGCCAGACUCUCCUCCGUUUGGCCUUGCUGUGGUGAGCACCACCUCCUCCACCGCUACGCUGACCUGGUCUCCACCCGUCAAACCCAACGGCCUGAUACGUUUUUAUGAGGUCACCUACAGCAACGGCACCUUCAGCCAGGCCAUCAACACCAGCACAGCCAACGUCACCCUCCAGCGACUCAGACCCUACACACACUACAACGUGUCUGUGCGCGCAUACACACAACACGGCCACGGAGAGCAGGCGUCUGAGCCUCUCCUCAUGCUCUCUGGAGAGGAUGUUCCUGGCAGCCCACCGUAUGGGUUAACCUAUCAGAGCAUUACUCCCAGUGAGGUCAACGUGUCAUGGACCCCACCCAUCCUGGCCAAUGGCUUGAUCCUGUCCUACACUGUGGACUACUGGAAUGCAACACACAUGCUCAAUCUCUCCACACACACACCUUACGCACUCCUCUCCAACUUGCGCAAGUAUGCACACUACCGUGUGAGCGUACAGGCAAGCACAGGCGUGGGCACAGGGAACUACAGCAGCGAAAUACUCAACAUCACCACACUAGAGGACGUACCAAGCUCCUCCCCAAAAUUCCUGUUCGCCAGGAAGUUGUCAGAUAACCUGGUAGAGUUGUCAUGGGAGCCACCCGAUGAGGCCAACUCAGAGAUUCUGUACUACAUGGUGAGAGUGUGGAACCUGAGCUCUGAGCGAGAGUGGAAUGUGAGUGUGACGUCAGUCGUCGUGUCUGUGGAUGGAGAGGGGCUAUACAACGCCUCUGUCUCCAGCUGGACACGUCUGGGAGAUGGAGGAAUUCUCAUAUACAUCACCUUUAGCACUACAGAGUCUGUGCCAUCUGACCCCCCUCAGAACGUGUCCUAUACCAUCCUCUCCCCCACUUCAGUGCAGCUCAGCUGGGACCCCCCCACCCAGCCCAACGGAAUUAUCCAAUAUUACACCAUCUAUUACUACAACAAUGAGACAGAUACAGUCUCCACACAGCGAGUGGCAGGGUCUGAGAACCAGGGGGCGGUCUUGUCUGGGCUGGGGGGGGGUCAGAUCUACAGUGUGUGGCUGAGCUCCAGCACGUCCCAGGGGGAGGGUGUGGUGAGGAGUGAGCCUGUGACCAUCAUCACUCCAGAAGACGUACCAAGUGGUCCAGUCCACAACCUUACAGCUCAGAUCUUCAGUUCCACGGCUGUUAUUGUCAGCUGGGACCCCCCUCUGGAGCCCAAUGGUAGAGUCCACUACUUGCUCAGUCUGCAGGAGGCGGGCACUACACACCCAUCAGCAAAUCGCACAGUCAAUCGCACCAUCACCAAGACAACCACUGACACAGUUUUCCUCUUCACUAAACUGAGAAAGUACUUCCCCUACGUGCUGAGGGUUACGCCAGCAACCAGUGCUGGCUCCGCCCAUAACCACACCUCUGAGCUGCUCCUGAGGACAGAUGAUGAUGUUCCCAGCUCUCCACCGUUGCUGGGCUACACUAGGAAUCUCUCUGCCUCCUCUAUGCUGGUGUCCUGGUUCCGUCCCGCUGAGCCCAAUGGAGAGAUCUCUGAAUACUCCGUGGUUCUGCAAGGUCCAACGGGCUCCAACAGCACCACCACACCAAACACCCACCUUACACUCACCCAUCUCACACCCUACACACCCUACAACCUCUCCAUAUCUGCGGUAACACGGAAGGGAACAGGCCCCGCCCUCAUCCUGAUGCUACACAGUGAUGAAGCAGGACCAGGGUCACCACCCCGUAACCUGACGAUUUUUAAUCACACCGCGAACUCAGUGUGGUUGCAUUGGGAGCCCAGUCUAGAGCCCAAUGGUCGUGUUCAGCACUAUGGAUUCAGGAUACUGGACCUCAGCACACACACACUCAGACACCAGAACACCUCAGAUGAAACCACACAGGCUGAAUUAAGUGGCUUUAAACCCUACAGUUCCUAUGAGAUCAGCGUGUGCACAUACACUAAAGCAGGCAGCGGAGACCUAUAUAGUCUACCAGUCAUAUUCACAACCAAUGAGUCAGUCUCGGACGCAGUGGGAAACCUCUCCUGUUCAGGACUGAGUUGGGAUUCCGUGUUUCUGGAAUGGGAGCCUCCAGCCAAUCCCAACGGAGAGAUCCUGCUCUACCUGAUCCACACUGGAGAGAGGGAAGAGAUGGUGGACCCGCUCACACUCUCACACACACUCUCACGGACAUUCUCAUACACACUCUCUGGACUAGAACCUGACUCAGCUUACACAGUAUCUGUGGCUGCAGUCAACUCAGCUGGUCCAGGAGAGGAGACCAACUGCACAGCUUUCACCACCCCGGAGUCAGUGCCCAGUGCUCCUCAGUCUGUGUCUGUGGUGAAUGUGAGCUCCAGCAGUGUGUCCCUGCACUGGUCUCCUCCCAGUGUCAUCCCAGGGCAAUUACACAUGUAUCAGGUGGAGGUGCAGCUCCUGUCCAGGGUCUGCUCUGUGGCAGGAGACAUGUCCUGCGUGGAGAAUGUGUUUAUUGUGUCUGUGAAUGGAAGCCGUGGCAAUGAGAGCGUCACUCUGCAUCCACUGCGUAAAUACAGACGCUACCGCCUCAGAGUGACAGCACACACCAGCGCCGGGGCAGGGGAACCCACAGAGUGGAUAUACACACAAACGCUCCCUGGCAAUCCUGAUGCUCCACCGCGCUCUGUCUCCGUGGUCCCUUCCUCCACUGGACUGAGGAUUCAGUGGGAUGAGCCUGAGGUCCUGUCAGGACCCACCUCCUACCUUAUAGACAUCAUCUCUCUGGAUGACUCAGGGUUUAAUCAGACUCUGCUCAGGCAGCCGGAGGAGAUGCAGACUCUGGUGGUUGGGAAUCUGACAGCUUUUACCCUUUACUCUGUGACUGUCACUGCGUUUACUGGAGAACUGCUGAAUGCCCGCCAACAUGGCAAAGCAUCAGAACCCGUCCUCAUCAGAACAUUGGAGGAAGAACCAAAAGAUCCACCCAAAAAUGUCACUCUGACGGUGCUUCCUGAUGAAGUGACACGAGUGUUUGUGACGUUUUCUCCGCCGGAUGAGCCAAACGGGAACAUCAGCUCCUACCACGUCUCCAUCUACCGUGACGGACAGCUGGACUUCCAGAUCCCCAGCCUUCGCGUGGUCAGCAACCCCAACCAAACCCUUACUGCUGUCAUCGAGGGCCUUAAAGGAGGAUUCAACUAUAGCAUACGGAUAGCUGCCGUGAAUGGGGCAGGUUUAGGACCCAGUUCUGAGGUGCAGGUCACCACAGGAAUGAAAGCUCCACCCAAACCUACCAGGAAGCCACAGGUGGCGUUGGACCGUGGGGGGUACGUCAUGGCAACUUCAUCCACCGUCACGGUCCAAAUGCCUGUUUGUUUCUUCACUAAUGACCACGGGCCCAUUCAGAGAGUCCAAGUCAUCGUGUCUGAACCUGCAGUAAUGGACUCCAGUAACCUGUCUAACUGGAAGAGCGUAUUCACACACUCUCCUGCUCCCUAUGUGACGGAUGAGGGUUUUGAAAACCCUGAGUGUCCAGAGGGUCCACCCCGCAGAGACACACCCAUCAGCACGUACGUCAUAGGAGCAGACGACAACUGUCUGUCUGACAGCGCAGGGAUCCUCUGUAAUGGACCACUCAAACCCAAAACAUACUAUGUGUUUAAGUUCCGGGCGACAAACGUCCUUGGGCAGUACACAGACUCUGAGUACUCAGAGAAAGUCAGGACUGCAGACGAUCGUUUGCUGAGUCGGGAUGAACAGAUUAUCCUGGGUGUCCUCUUAUCGUUUGCCUUGGCCGUGCUGCUCAUCGUAAUCAUAUAUGCAUCUGUGCGGAUCCAUCAGAGGCAGAAAGAGGGUGGGACCUACUCCCCUCGUGAGGCAGAGAUCAUUGAAACAAAGUUUAAGCUGGACCAGCUGAUAGCAGUGGCCGACAUGGAGCUGAAGGAGGAGAAGAUUAACCGCUACUCCUCCUUUUUCUUUAGGAGGAAAGAGAUAUUUGUCAUCCAGCUCCUCAGUUAUAGGAAAUCACUCAGACCUAUCAGUAAGAAAUCUUUCCUUCAACAUGUGGAGGAUCUCUGCGCCAAUGACAAUGCAAAGUUCCAAGAGGAGUUUGCAGAACUUCCAAAGCUGCUUCAGGACUUGGCCACAUCAGAUGCUGACCUGCCCUGGAAUCGCGCCAAGAAUCGCUUUACCAACAUCAAACCCUACAACAAUAACAGAGUGAAGCUGCUCUCAGAGCCUGGAAUCCCGGGAUCAGACUACAUCAAUGCCAGCUUUGUCUCAGGUUACCUGUGUCCGAAUGAGUUCAUUGCCACUCAGGGGCCUCUGCCUGGCACCGUGGCUGAUUUCUGGAGGAUGAUAUGGGAGACCAGAACCAGAACCAUCGCCAUGCUCACACAGUGCUUUGAGAAGGGCCGGAUCCGUUGUCAUCAGUACUGGCCGGAGGACAAUAAACCUGUUACAGUGUUUGGUGACAUCAUCAUCACUAAGCUAACAGAGGAUGUCCAUCCAGACUGGACCGUCAGAGCACUCAGAGUGGAGAGGUACGGAGACUACAUGGUGGUGCACCAUUUUAACUACACCUCUUGGCCAGAGCACGGUGUACCAGAGUCCAGUGCAACUCUCAUCCAGUUUAUCAAAGCCAUCAGAGCCAACAGAGGACAUGACAACAGCACCAUUGUAGUGCAUUGCAGUGCUGGUGUGGGCAGGACAGGUGUGUUUAUUGCUCUGGAUCACCUGAUGCAGCAUGUGAGGGAUCAUGACUUUGUGGACGUGUAUGGGCUGGUGGCAGAGCUGCGCAGUGAGAGAAUGUGCAUGGUUCAAAAUCUGGCUCAGUACAUGUUUCUUCACCAGAGCACCCUGGAUCUGUUGUCCAGUAAAGGAAACAGUCAGUCCGUCUGGUUUGUCAAUUAUUCCGCUCUCGAGAAGAUGGACUCUCUGGAGGCUAUGGAAGGUGAUGUUGAGCUGGAGUGGGAGGAAACAACAAUGUGA